Gracilinanus agilis (Agile Gracile Mouse Opossum) is the source of this 5631-nucleotide messenger RNA. It is a transcript of the gene NR3C2, whose product is annotated as nuclear receptor subfamily 3 group C member 2. Gene Ontology annotation, molecular function: zinc ion binding; sequence-specific DNA binding; DNA-binding transcription factor activity. Gene Ontology annotation, biological process: regulation of DNA-templated transcription. The record is from RefSeq and is a predicted model, not a curated record. The transcript is spliced from 10 exons. NCBI's taxonomy places the organism in Eukaryota, Metazoa, Chordata, Mammalia, Didelphimorphia, Didelphidae.
UUUAGGCAAACCCCUAUGUAAGAGGGGAAAGAGGAUAGAAACUUAUGUUUUAGCAAUCCUAACAGUGAUUGAACAUGCUACCAUUGCUUAUUUCCUCUCCCCAUAAUUUUGAAUAAAACUCCUUUUAAUGUUAGUCAGAUUGCCUGAAAAUAAGAGUAUUGCUUUUACCUUUCAUUCAAGUGUUCUUGUGUUGCAGCUUCCAUUAUCAGGAAGAGAAAACAGCAUUUUUGUAGGUUCUAGGUCUCCAUAUCAACAUCUGGUAGAGCUAACUUUUAAGUAAUGGAAAGGUUUCCUUUUCCUUUCAGAUGUUAGCAUCCUGCCAGGGUCACCCAGUUCAUCAGUUAUUAUGUUUUAAAUGUUCACAACUUUUUAUUUGCUUCCAUAAAAAAAAAAAAAAAAGAAAGAAAUUACACUGGUAUACAGCCAUCAUCUCUGUCCGCAUUAUAUGUUAUGGAGACCAAGGGAUAUCACAGUUUUCCUGAAGGCCUAGAUAUGGAACGACGUUGGGGUCAAGUUUCUCAAUCUGCAGAACAUUCUUCCUUGGGGUCUGGAGAGAGGACUGAUGAGAAUAACUAUAUGGAGAUUGUCAAUGUAAGCUGUGUUUCCGGUGCUAUUCCAAACAACAGUACUCAAGGAAACAGCAAAGAAAAACAUGAACUACUCCCUUGCCUUCAGCAAGACAGUAAUCAGCCUGGGAUUUUAACAUCUGAUAUUAAAACAGAGUUGGAAUCUAAGGAACUCUCAGCCACUGUUGCUGAAUCUAUGGGUUUAUACAUGGACUCCAUAAGAGAUGCUGAUUUUGCCUAUGAUCAGCAGAAUCAGCAAGGAAGAAGCCUCAGUCCAGCAAAAAUUUAUCAAAAUGUUGAACAGCUGGUAAAAUUUUACAAAGAAAAUGGCCAUCGCCCGUCUACUUUAAACAGUGUGAACAGGUCCUUGAGAUCAUUUAUCUCUGACUCUGGCAAUUCUGUGAAUGGUAGUAUCAUGCGCUCUAUUGUUAAAAGCCCCAUAAUGUGUCAUGAGAAAAGUCCUUCUGUUUGUAGUCCUCUGAACAUGAAUUCUUCAGUCUGCAGUCCUGCUGGAAUCAACUCCGUGUCCUCAACGACAGCCAACUUUGGCAGUUUCCCAGUGCACAGCCCAAUUACCCAGGGAACUCCUCUGCCAUGUUCCCCGAAUGUUGAAAAUCGAAGCUCUGUGUCGCACAGCCCUGCACAUGCUAGCAAUGUAGGUUCUCCUCUGUCUAGUCCAAUAAGUAGCAUGAAAUCCCCGAUUUCAAGCCCUCCUAGUCACUGUAGUGUCAAAUCUCCCGUCUCUAGUCCUAACAAUGUCACUAUGCGCUCCUCUGUGUCCAGUCCUGCAAACAUCAACAACUCCAGGUGCUCUAUUUCCAGCCCUUCCAAUACGAAUAACAGGUCGACUCUUUCUAGUCCAGCUGCUAGCACUGUGGGAUCUUCUAUCUGCAGCCCGGGAAACAAUGCCUUCAGCUUUGCUGCUUCUGCCACGUCUGUUGGAUCCAGUACGACCCAGGACGUUGUUCCGAGUCCAGAAACGAACGAGAGAGGUGCUCAAGAAGUGACAUUUCCGAAAACAGAGGAAAUAGAGAAUUCCAUCUCCAAUAACGGUGUGGCUAGUCAGCUUAACAUCGUUCAGUAUAUAAAAUCAGAACCAGAUGGAGCUUUCAGUAGCUCGUGUCUUGGAGCAAAUAGCAAAGUCAAUUCUGAUUCCCAAUUCUCAGUACCCGUCAAACAGGAGUCAGCCAAGCAUUCGUGUUCAGGUACUUCUUUUAAAGGGAAUCAGACAGUAAAUCCAUUUCCAUUUAUGGAUGGUUCAUAUUUUUCCUUCAUGGAUGACAAGGACUAUUAUUCUCUAUCUGGAAUUUUAGGACCACCUGUUUCCUCAUUUGACGGCAGUUGUGAAGGCAGUGCAUUUCCAAAUCCGGGUCUGCCCAUGGGAAUUAAACAAGAGCUCGAUGAUGGUAGUUAUUAUCAAGAAAACAGCCUGCCUUCAUCUGCCAUCGUUGGUGUGAAUUCAGGUGGACAGUCUUUCCACUACAGGAUUGGAGCUCAAGGCACAAUAUCUUUAUCAAGACCUAUUGGAAGAGACCAAUCUUUUUCACAUUUGAGCUCAUUUCCUCCAGUCAAUACAUUGGUGGAGUCAUGGAAAUCACACAGUGACUUGUCAUCCAGAAGAAAUGAUGGGUAUCCAGUUCUAGAAUACAUUCCAGAAAAUGUGUCAAGUUCUUCUUUACGAAGUGUUUCGACUACAUCCUCAAGACCUUCUAAAAUAUGUUUGGUGUGUGGGGACGAGGCUUCGGGAUGUCAUUAUGGAGUGGUGACCUGUGGCAGCUGCAAAGUUUUCUUCAAAAGAGCAGUGGAAGGGCAACACAAUUACCUAUGUGCUGGAAGAAAUGAUUGUAUUAUUGACAAAAUCCGAAGGAAGAAUUGUCCUGCCUGCAGACUUCAGAAAUGUCUACAAGCUGGAAUGAAUUUAGGUGGUGAGUAUCAAUCGUUGCCCCUGCAAAAUCCUCAGAAAUUAACAUUAUGGAACUGGAAAUGCUUGAGAAGUUAUCCAACUCUGUGGCGUAUUUUGAGCACUAGACAUGCUUCAUCCACUUGGAUUUUCUUCUUACCAGAUCUGAGACUGCACUAAGAAGAAAAGAUGCGUCAAUCUGCCAUGUAUGAGCUGUGCCAAGGGAUGCACCAGAUCAGCCUUCAGUUUGUCCGUCUCCAGCUUACUUUUGAAGAGUACACCAUAAUGAAAGUGUUGCUGCUCCUAAGCACAAUUCCCAAGGAUGGCCUCAAGAGCCAAGUUGCAUUUGAAGAAAUGAGGACAAAUUACAUCAAAGAGUUGCGGAAAAUGGUAACCAAAUGUCCGAGUAACUCUGGGCAGAGUUGGCAAAGAUUCUAUCAGUUGACUAAGCUCCUGGAUUCCAUGCAUGAUCUGGUGAGUGACUUGUUGGAAUUCUGCUUCUACACCUUCCGAGAGUCCCAGGCACUGAAAGUGGAGUUUCCUGCAAUGCUGGUGGAGAUCAUCAGUGAUCAGCUACCAAAGGUGGAAUCGGGGAAUGCCAAGCCCCUGUACUUCCACAGGAAGUGAUGGAAAAUGUCUUAAUGGAAGAACUUUGCCUUAAGUUUCCCUGUGUUAUUCCACACCCAUGAAGGACCCAAGAAAUCACAUUUUUAACAUGCGAUGAUUCACUUUGUUCAGCAGUUUUUCAAGUUUAAAAUCACGUCAAGGGUUUGGGGACUGGAAUACAGUUCGACAUGGAUUUGGCAAGAACCGGAUGAUUUAAGAGCUCUUCUCCUUACCCUCAGUGCUUAGAAAAUGAUCCCGUUCCUCUGGAUGAAAAGCCAUAUCUAGUCAAUAACUCUUUGAUUUUGAUAUUUUAACAGAUGGAAGUUUUAAAUAUGCCAUGUAGUUUCUGGUAUUGUUUGCUUGUUAUAAAAGGGUUCAAGGACUAAUGAACUUUUUAAAGCUUACCCUUGGUUUGCACAUAAAACGUACAGUCAAAUAUGGGGCAUUAAUAUUCUUUUCUUAUUUAAAAAAAACAAAAAAGAGAAAAAAUAUAUACAGACUCCUCUUGUGUAAUAUUGGAACAUUUGGUGUGGAAUAAUCGCCUCCCCACCUGGGGCAUUUGUUCUCCCAUGUUAUCCUUCAUCACUAGUGGACACGCCCUUCGGUGUCCCUUUAUUAUUUAAUUAAAAUGGAUAAGAUGUUAAAACAAAUGCCUCGGUUUCGAUUUAUAUUAUCUAUUGUGCUGGCUUUACAAAUAAUUUUUCGCAGUCUUUUGCUGUACUGUACAUUACUGUAUGUAUAAAUUGUGAAGGACCUGAAAUAAGGUGUAAGGAACUUUUGUAAAUGAGACACAUACAAAAAAAAUCUUUAAUGGUUAAUAGGAUGAAUGGGAAAGUAUUUUUGAAAGAAUUCUAUUUUGCUGGAGACUAUUUAAGUACUAUCUUUGUCUAAACAAACAAGGUAAUUUUUUUUUUGUAAAGUGAAAUGUUCUGCAUGCCUAAUGAAGCGUUUACAGUGUAUUUAAGAAAGGGAAAGCUGUGCCUUUUUUUAGCAUCAUAGAAGAUUUACCAUUUUACAGUGUCUGUUGUAAAUAACUACACAAAGUUUUUCAGUUGUCUUUAAACCUUUCUACUCUUCCAUAUUCCGUUUCCCCUUUUGUCUGCCACUUGCAAGUACCUGUGAGCCGAGUACACUUUAAGACUCCGGCUUCUUUCUUCCCCAAGGAAUGUUGUUGAGUUGUGUUUACAGCUUCAUGAAGGUUUCAUUUAUCAAGACACAACAGACAAGUGGCUCAGGAGCCUUGGCAGCUUUAGGGCGGUAGGGAGACUGCCUCUUCUCUCCUCCACAAGCAAAAAGUAAGUCCUACGAUAUCAGGCCUGGGAGGGAAAAAAUUGCGCUUUAAAGGUUGCUUUCCAGCUAUUUGAGGUUUCCUUCUCUGGGAGAAAACACGAGCAACCUCUUAGGGGAUCCUCUUCCUGCUUCAGAUGUAGGGGUAGGGGAAGGGCAAGGGAACAUCCAUCCAUCCUUCCUUCAUCCAUCCUUCCAUCCUUCCAUCCAUCCAUCCAUCCAUCCAUCCUGGGAGGGAGGAUCUCUCCAGAUUGGAAUUGGCAAAAACUAGGAGUAUUGACGUCUUCAAAAUUUAAAUCUUCAAAAGCAUUUUAUAACGAAACUGCAGCUCAUACACUCAAAGUUCAACUUAUUUCAUGGGGUUCAGGCUCAGGUGCCUUUUAGACUUCUCGGCAGCCUAAAAGCAUAAAUGUGCAUGUUUGGGGGCAGAGCUAACAGGCUGGUUUCAUAAGAUAAACUGCUGAGAGUCCAGGCCAAAGGAAUCUCUCUGAGAGUGAUGAUUAACAUAAGUACUCACUUGCUCAUGGGAAUCACAUCCAUUUCCCCAAAGUCUCCUGGCUGCCACUGAGGGAGGGAGGGAGCCACCGAGGGCCCUGAGAAUGCAGCAUUCCACACUGGGCACCCUUCACUCCAGCCUUAGUGGAGCACACUCACCCAUGACAACAGGACCCUGGUCUUUUUAAAUGACACCUGCCUUAUGCAAUGGGAAACUUCCGAAAGCUGUACUCAAGAGAGAAGGGGUCUUCUUACAUACUUUGCAACUUCAGGAAUUUAAUUUAAUCAACCAAUCUUUAACUACAAACUGACAUGCACAGCAAUACGAAAGCUACCCGUGGAAGGCGAUAAAUACACAGCAUGCAGACUGGGGGUUUCUGGAAAAGACAUGGAUACAAAAAUGCCGCUUUUUAGUUCAGACUUAAUUUUUACAGAAUUGGAAUUUCCACUUAACCAGGUUUGGGAUGAAUACAGUCUGCAUCAGCUUUUUGUAUUAACAAAGUUACUGGCUUUUUCUGUCUCCAGGUAACUUUGCUUGAUUAAACAGCAAAGCCAUAUUCUAAACUCACUGUUGAAUGCUUGUCCCAGUCCAAAUUGUCUGUUUGCUCUUAUUUUUGUACCAUAUUGCUCUUAAAAAUCUUGGUUUGGUACAAUUCAUAAUUCACUGAAACUUCUUCAUAGAAUUAAAAAAAACACACUAAAUUAGUUUAAAAAAGCAAUUUAUAUCUUUAUGCAAAAACGUAUGUCUGUCUUUGCAAACGACUGUAAGCAGAUUAC